Molecule: messenger RNA, 1827 nt
Organism: Medicago truncatula (barrel medic)
Lineage: Eukaryota; Viridiplantae; Streptophyta; Magnoliopsida; Fabales; Fabaceae
Exons: 9
Coding region: 140-1300 (386 amino acids)
Source: RefSeq, a predicted model, not a curated record
AAAAAAAAAAAGAGAAGAGCAAAGUGAAGUAAUAAAGUGUAUAUAUUCUCUGUUUCUGAACGCUAAUGGGGUUUACUUACCUUCAAAACCCCAAAAACUGACUGAGAGAAAUCUCUUUUCAUCAUAUAAUCGAAUCCCAAUGGAAUCUCUCUCAUCGACUCAUUCAACACUCCACCACCACCGCACUGCUUCUUCCGUCGCCGUCGGUGGCGGAGUAGCACCGCGACCUUCCUUCCUGAAAAUCAAUCAACUCCAACCUUCAAACUCCUCACACUCAUUGGUUGCUCCUCCUCUUCGUCUCUCUGCUCUUCCAAACGAAGACGGUGGUGAACUCAAUACCUUCCCUGCUCUACCUUCUCUCCCUCAGGAAAAUUUAAGUCAUUCUGAGAGUAUUGAUGAUGAUGAUACACAUCAUGAGCAAAUACAAACGGGUAUGUCAUGGUCAACUAUUACGACUCCAGGAGGAAGUGGGUCAGGUGGCGGUACCAGGGCUGGACUUUUCAGAACUCCAAUUUCUGGUGGUGUCCAGAGUGCAACCUCAGCUCAUGGUUUGCCCAGACCAGCUUUGGCAGUUCGCAAUUUGAUGGAGCAGGCCAGAUUUGCUCAUCUUUGCUCUGUAAUGUCUCGUAUGCACCACCGACGAGAAGGAUAUCCAUUUGGUUCUUUAGUUGAUUUUGCGCCGGAUUCGAUGGGCCAUCCAAUAUUCUCUUUUUCUCCUCUAGCAAUUCACACAAGGAAUUUGUUGGCUGACCCAAGAUGCACUCUUGUUGUUCAGAUUCCUGGAUGGAGUGGUUUGUCCAAUGCAAGAGUAACUAUUUUUGGGGAUGUUUAUCCGCUUUCAGAAGAUCAACAGGAAUGGGCGCAUAAGCAGUACAUUGCAAAGCACCAGCAAGGUCCUUCUCAACAGUGGGGCAACUUCUACUAUUUUAGGAUGCAGAAUAUAAGUGACAUAUAUUUCAUUGGAGGCUUUGGUACUGUUGCUUGGGUGGAUGUAAAGGAAUAUGAAACCCUUCAACCUGAUAAGAUUGCAGUUGAUGGUGGUGAGCAGUAUCUGAAGGAACUCAAUGCCAUAUUCUCAAAGCCCCUAAAGAAACUGCUAUCUAAUGAGAUUGAGGUAGAUGACGCAGCACUAAUAUCUAUCGACAGCAAAGGGACUGAUAUUAGAGUCCGUCAAGGGGCCCAGUUCAACAUUCAGAGGAUAUCAUUUGAUGAAGGGCAGAGUGUAGAAACAUUAGAAGAAGCUAAAGCUGCUCUUCAGAAAUUAAUACACAAAGGAAAAGUGUGCAAUUUGCAUAAAUAAGAUGUUGAUUUGCAGAAAUAAGAAGUUCCGUGUGCGUAAUGUUGUCCUCUCUUUCUUUGAUAGGAGUAGACAAGAUUGAAGAUUCCAAAUAAUCUUCGACUUUUUUGGACGCAUUAAUUUAUACUUUUUGCUAAGGUGGCUGACAUGCACCUGAAAUUGUAUCAUAUGUGCAAUUGCAAGGAUAUUUUAUUUAGGCUGGUGGGUCAUGAGACAUAACUGGAUUUGCUGCUGUCAAUAAUAUCUGCAGUCACUAGUCUGCUGAUAUAAACAGCCAGAUAAUUUACCUUGUGAUUUCAGCAAAUCAGUAACUUGAAAUUAACCGUCUGAUUUUCAACAUCACUGACUGUAGUGGCUGUUGAAUGCAUCAAAUCCAUUUCUGACUCGACUAGAAAUGAUUUAUCCAAACUCAGAGGAAAUAAGUUGUAUGUUUUUCUUCUUUUUUUCAAUCUUUUUGCUUGAAUAAACUUUCCAUGUCUGUUAUAAAAUGCUAGUUAAAAUUUGAUGUAAACUUCAAAGGCUAUGCUAAA